AUGGCUGUUGUGUUCACUGUUUGCAGUGGUCUAGGGAAGAAUAAUUUGACACACUGGGUAACAGCUGCUGUCUGCCUCCCAGGUCCCAGAACUCACAUGGUACUGUGGAGAAGAGGUUGUCCACAGUGUACGCCGGCAACCAGCAAAGAAAGCCUGCCUGCGGCAAUGGCAAACCCUUCUGAGGAACCUCUGAAGAAGUGUUUCUUAUGUGGGAAACAUGUGCAUUACAAGAAUGUACAGCUUUUGUUCCAGCUUAUUUAUCCACAUACUGGCUGCGUUCAUGGGAGGCAGACAGCAAGUCUUUGUGGAAAGAAACAGGAAGGAAUUUCAAAAGCCAUUAAGAGAGCUCAAAUAAUGGGGCUCAUGCAAGUGAUGUGCAAGGGUCCUGCAUAUCUCAGAGACCUCAAGUUUGCAACAUAA
Molecule: messenger RNA, 420 nt
Organism: Octodon degus (degu)
Lineage: Eukaryota; Metazoa; Chordata; Mammalia; Rodentia; Octodontidae
Product: 28S ribosomal protein S18c, mitochondrial-like
Exons: 1
Coding region: 1-420 (139 amino acids)
Biological process (GO): mitochondrial translation
Cellular component (GO): ribosome; mitochondrial small ribosomal subunit
Molecular function (GO): structural constituent of ribosome; small ribosomal subunit rRNA binding
Source: RefSeq, a predicted model, not a curated record